CUCAUGCUGCCUCUGCCACCUUCUCGGUCAGAAGACAUCAUUUCAACUCGAACGCAGCAUGAUCGAAACAUACAGCCAACCUUCUCCCCGCUCUGUGGCCACUGGACCACCUGUCAGUAUGAAAAUUUUUAUGUAUUUACUGACUGUUUUUCUUAUCACCCAGAUGAUUGGGUCAGCGCUUUUUGCUGUGUAUCUUCACAGAAGAUUGGACAAGAUAGAAGAUGAAAGGAAUCUUCAUGAAGAUUUUGUGUUCAUGAAAACGAUACAGCGAUGCAGCAAAGGAGAGGGGUCCUUAUCAUUACUGAACUGUGAGGAAAUUAGAAGCCAGUUUGAAGACCUGGUCACGGGCAUAAUGCAAAGCAAAGAAGUGAAGAAGAAAGAAAAAAACUUUGAAAUGCACAAAGGUGAUCAGGAUCCUCAAAUCGCAGCACAUGUCAUCAGUGAAGCCAGUAGUAAAACAGCAUCUGUUCUCCAGUGGGCCCCCAAAGGAUACUACACCCUAAGCACCAACUUGGUAACCCUCGAAAACGGGAAACAGCUGGCCGUGAAAAGACAAGGGCUCUAUUACAUCUACGCCCAAGUCACCUUCUGUUCCAAUCGGGAAACUUCGAGUCAAGCUCCAUUUAUAGCCAGCCUCUGCCUAAAGUCCCCAGGUGGAUCGGAGAGAAUCUUACUGAGAGCUGCAAAUACCCACAGUUCCUCCAAACCGUGCGGGCAGCAAUCCAUUCACUUGGGAGGAGUCUUUGAAUUGCAACCGGGUGCUUCGGUGUUUGUCAACGUGACUGAUCCAAGCCAAGUGAGCCACGGGACUGGCUUCACGUCGUUUGGCUUACUCAAGCUCUGAACGGUGUAAGCUGGCAGGUUGCGGCUGGGCCGACGCUGGCGGUCUUCACAAUCCAGCAAAGCACUUAAGACCGCCCCACCGCAGCCCGUUGGACUGCCUAUUUAUAACCCUAGGAUCCUCCUCAUGGAGAACUAUUUAUUAUACAUCCCGAGGCAUAUAGGGCUGCAAUGAGUGAAUUAC
Messenger RNA from Lipotes vexillifer (Yangtze River dolphin), 1024 nucleotides. RefSeq names its product CD40 ligand (gene CD40LG). The record is from RefSeq and is a predicted model, not a curated record. Gene Ontology annotation, molecular function: CD40 receptor binding; tumor necrosis factor receptor binding. The transcript is spliced from 5 exons. Bases 59 to 844 code for a protein of 261 amino acids. Gene Ontology annotation, biological process: immune response. Gene Ontology annotation, cellular component: membrane. NCBI's taxonomy places the organism in Eukaryota, Metazoa, Chordata, Mammalia, Artiodactyla, Lipotidae.